UGGCCCGCGCGCCGCCCGCUGCCGGAGGGCCCAAGCUCCCGGAAGCUUACCAGAAGCACUCGCGGCUAUGAUUGGCUCAAGGGUUGUAUGCUCCAGUUUCCUAGGUAAGGUACUGGACUAUCGGAGAGACGGUUUGCCAAGGUCGGUCAGUGGGAGGUGGGCGGGAAGGUGCCAUGGUGCUGGCGCUCUUGGUGCUGGCGCUCUGGUGCCAUUGUAGGCAGGUUGCUCCGUCUUGCUGUUGGCUCCUGCGACUGCGACUGCGACGGACAGUCCCCAUUUCGUUCUGCGCGUCCGCCCCCCCUUCGUUCUUUCCUCUCGCCCUCCCGCUCUCUCGCUACCUUACUCCCCUCUUCCCAAGCGCCCAACCUCGUCCUUGUUUUUUUCCGCGAGCCCCCUUUUCCCUUUCUCGCCUGCUUCGUCCUUGUCCAGACACUGCGCCCAAGGCUUGCGACAGUCCCGAGUCUGUAUCUGAAAGAUCCGAACGGCAGAGCGAGCACGUCAUCUCCCGUCGCUUUCUGAAGGCCCUGGUCGCAUUCGCGUUUCGCAUCGCAUCGCAGUCGCAAUCGGAGUCUCAGUCACAGGCGCAUUACAUCGCAUCGCAUCGCAGCGCAUACCCUUUCCCCCAAAACAAAACCCUCCACCAAUCUCUAAUCAUGCCCGUCGAGCUGCGCAAGCGCAAGGCCCGCGAGCCUCCCGCGCCCGCGCCUGUGACCAAGAAGGCCGCCCCUAAGGCUACCAAGGCCAAGGCAAAGGCAGCCAAGCCUGCUCCCGCCAAGAAGGUCGUGGAGGAGUCCAAAGAGGAUCUGACCGAGGAAGAGAAGGAAGAGCCCAAGAAGGAAGAGCCCAAGAAAGAGGAGCCCAAGAAGGCCGAAGCCAAGAAGGCCGCCAAGUCCGACAAGGUCGAGGUCGGCGACAUCAUCGACCUGGACACCUUUGGUGGAGAGAUCGAGACCAACGAUGGCGAGACAACCAGCUUGAAGAAGUUGGUUGACGAGAGCGAGGCUGGUGUCGUCCUCUUCACCUACCCCAAGGCCUCGACUCCCGGCUGCACCAAGCAGGUCUGCUUCUUCCGCGACUCCUACGAGCCGCUGACUGCCGGCGGCCUCGCCAUCUAUGGCCUGAGCAAAGACUCGCCCAAGGCCAACACCACUUUCAAGGAGAAGCAGAAGCUUCCCUACCCGCUGCUGUGCGACGCCAAGCAGACGCUGAUUACCGCCAUCGGACUGAAGAAGGCCCCCAACGGCACCACUCGCGGCGUCUUCGUUGUCAACAAGGAGGGCAAGGUGCUUGUUGCCGAGCCAGGUAGCCCGCAGGGCACUCUUGACAAGGUUGUCGCCCUCGUUGAGGAGCUUGGCAAGAAGUAAUGUGACUCGGUAUUGAAUCCGAGCUGGAUGGAUAUGGGAUGGAUGCAGAAUGAACGGGAUGGACGGGAUGGAUGUAGGUAAUGAAGUCGGGCUAGCAUCGAUUUGUAUAGGUUAUUCAAUGGUGUGUUUUCGUACUUUGAUAGCAGGUUCACGUAAGGACAAUAGACGGUGUUGGAUUUCCACAUGAUAGUCAAGUGGUCUUCCACAUGUGAUCAUACUCG
Molecule: messenger RNA, 1585 nt
Organism: Ilyonectria robusta
Lineage: Eukaryota; Fungi; Ascomycota; Sordariomycetes; Hypocreales; Nectriaceae
Product: thioredoxin-like protein
Exons: 2
Coding region: 174-1364 (396 amino acids)
Biological process (GO): cell redox homeostasis; cellular response to oxidative stress
Cellular component (GO): cytoplasm
Molecular function (GO): thioredoxin peroxidase activity
Source: RefSeq, a predicted model, not a curated record